AUGGGUCAACGUAUGAUUCGUCAUCAAGUGGAAGAAGGUUUAAGUUUAUACGAUGAAAAAAAUUACGAUGCUGCAAUAAAAAAAUGGACAAUAGCAUUACAAAAAAUGAAAAAUAAUCGACUUCGAUUUACAACACUCGGGCAUUUAGCAACGGCGUCGCGUGAUCGCGGACGAAAUAAAGACUAUCUGGUCUAUGCUGUACAGCAGAUUGAUAUAGCGCAUGAACUCGACGAGAAUAAUCUUCGUGCACAAGCCUAUUUAACUCUAUCGCGUGCCAACGAAAUGCUUGCUGAUUAUUUUAAAGCUGUUAGUUAUUCUCGUUCGACACUUCAGUAUUCGCCGCCAGGAGAUUCAAAACAAGUCUACGCUUAUCUUGUUAUGGCUGAUUCUUACAUUGGAUUAUGUAAUUUUUCUAAAGUAGUCGAAUGUCUUGAUAAAGCGUUGAAUAUGUCACAUGAACAUACGGAUCCCAUGAUGGAAACUCAAAUUCUUAGUACAAUGGGCAAAGUAUUUCUUGCAUUGAAAGAUUUUCCAAAAGCACUUCUAUUUCAACGUCGUGCACUUGAAAUGGUCUCAUCAAAUUCUGCACUGGCCACUGAACAUCAUCGAAAUGAAAAUUCGAAAUUUGUUCGUAUAACAAAAUUAAAAAUAGCGACACCGUUAAGAUUAAUGGGCGAUUUUGUUAGUGCAACAAAAUGCGUUGAAGAGUCAAUGCAAGUAGCCUCAAGUCUUGGAGAUCGACCCGUUCAAGCCAAGUGUCUUGUAUGCAUCGGCGAUAUACAACGUUCGCAAAACAAUAAUGAGGUCGCAUGUAAAAAAUAUGAAGCCGCCAUUCAGAUGCUUCAAGAUAUGAACGAUCGAUACAGUUAUACAUUGGCUAUGAUUGGUCUUGUCAAAGCGUUAUUGGCACUUAAUACACAACAGAAUACGGCAAAUGACAUUCUUGCAACUGCAUUGUCAACAGCAACAUCGAUGGGUAAUAAAUUGUUGCAAGCUCGAUGCCAUUUACUAAACGAGCGUAUACUUAAAUCGGAGAAUCGAUUAGACGACGCUCGAAAUGCAUUAGAUACAGCUCAACGUCUUUAUCAAGAAGCUGAUCUUUUAUGUUCCGUUUGCCAAAAGCCGAUGGGUAUGGAGCCUGAUAAAAUACAGAUUUUAACAUGUACACAUAUGUUCCACGAACGAUGCAUUGCGGAACUGUUACAAAAGUGGACUCGUCAAGCGCAAUCAUGUCCGAAAUGUAAUCAAAAAGUUUUAUUUAGUAGAAGUCAUAUUUCAUUAGCUUGUUCUUGA
Molecule: messenger RNA, 1293 nt
Organism: Rotaria socialis
Lineage: Eukaryota; Metazoa; Rotifera; Eurotatoria; Philodinida; Philodinidae
Source: the annotation of a GenBank genome assembly